ACCACUGCAGAGUUCACCUGGAGAUUUUCAGCGCUUUGGAAUCCACACAUUGUACAAUGAAGGGCUUUCUGGCUUUCCUUCUUGCAGUGGAUAUCAUAGUGGCACUGGCUGAUGCAUACUGUUUUACGAAAAUGAGGCAGCCAGGGGAAUCUGAUGAAGGCUGUGUCCUGGAAGGAAAGCUAUAUCCCUUUGGAGAAAUCCCAAGGACAGAAAGUUGCUACAGAUGCAGCUGCAGCCGAGAUGCAAUGCGUUGUUGCACCCUCUUUCAUACUCCUGUUAAUUACAACAAAGAAAAAUGUAAAAUAGUUUUCAACAAGGAAAGCUGCGAUUACGAUGUGGUACAGAAGGACGACCCUACAAAAACAUGUUUUGUAUAUGCUCGUGUGGGUUAGCCCUACUCCUUCCUUUCCUACAGAUGCUUUACUGUGACAGAGAUGUUCAAAGACAUGGGAGAUCUUCUAAGAGAGAGUACUUCAGCAGUUCAGUUUUAAUCUCCUAAUUCUUCCAAUUCAGUAUAUAAGAUGUAUAAUCAGGUACAACAUGUCAUUUCUGUUAUUACUGACAUUGGCAUCACUGAGCUUUAUUGAAUAAAAUAAAUCCAGACAAAGCAACCCAGAAGCCCUUCAUAA
Messenger RNA from Rhea pennata, 629 nucleotides. Its product is annotated as beta-microseminoprotein. NCBI's taxonomy places the organism in Eukaryota, Metazoa, Chordata, Aves, Rheiformes, Rheidae. The coding region runs from base 57 to 392 and encodes 111 amino acids. The transcript is spliced from 4 exons. The record is from RefSeq and is a predicted model, not a curated record.